Messenger RNA from Funneliformis geosporum, 1482 nucleotides. NCBI's taxonomy places the organism in Eukaryota, Fungi, Glomeromycota, Glomeromycetes, Glomerales, Glomeraceae. The record is from the annotation of a GenBank genome assembly.
AUGGAACACUCGCAAGAAGCAUUAAAAAAAAAGCAAUUCACUGAUUUAUCACUAAAUCCCUUUCAACAAACUAAGUUUUCCCGCAAUACUAAUAUCCAGAAAAUUAUCAAGGAGUUUGCUAAUUUUUCUCAAGAAAAGUUAAGACUGGAAAAUGAAGUAGUAAAGAUUGCUGGCAGAAUAAUAAAUAGGAUAAGAAGAUUUGGCGAGUUAACCUUUGCUGAUUUGGCUGACCAAAGCGGAGUAGUCCAAUUAAAGGUAGUUCGGAACAAGGAUUUCGCUAAAAUAAGCAGUGGAGACAUUAUUGGAAUAACCGGAAAGCUUUGCAAAACUGACCUCCAAGCAGAGAAAAAUAAGUCAGAAUUAAGUAUAGAAAUAGAAGAAUUUAUCAUCUUGGCCAAAUGCCAGCAAACUCUUCCUGAUACUGCUCACUAUAAACUUAAAGAUACUGAGGAAAGGUUUCGUAAAAGAUACCUAGAUUUAUUAGUUAAUGCUGAAACCCGAGAUAUUUUAAUUACCCGUCAUAAAAUAAUCCAAAAUAUUCGCCAGUUUUUAGACCACCAAGAGUUUAUUGAAAUGGAAACUCCUAUUUUAGUUUCCGAAGCCUCCGGAGCUCAAGCCAAACCUUUUAUUACUCACCACAAUAAAUUGCAUAGGGAUUUUUAUUUGCGAAUUGCGACCGAAAUACCUUUAAAAAAACUGCUAGUAGGCGGUUUUGAAAAAGUUUAUGAAAUUGGUCGGAUAUUCCGUAAUGAAGGGAUAGAUGCUCGUCAUAACCCGGAGUUUACUACUAUUGAAGUUUAUCAGGCUUAUGAGAACUCUGAAUAUAUGAUGAAUUUGGCUGAGAAAUUAUUACACUAUUUAGCCAAAGAAGUAUUAAAAAAAGAAGAGUUUCAAUUUAAUUCUCAUAAUAUUUCAUUGAAAGAACCUUUUAGAAAAUUGUCGAUGGUAGAAGCCAUUAAAGAACAUGCCAACUUAGAUUUUUCCCAAAUAAAUAAUUUAGAAGAAGCCUUAUCAUUAGCCCAAAAACAUAACUUGAAAAUAGAAAAGUUUCAAAAAAGUGUUGGAUACAUUAUUUUGGCUUUUUUUGAAGAAUAUGUGGAAAAAAAGUUAAUUCAACCAACUUUUAUUUAUGAUUAUCCGAUAGAAACUUCACCUCUAGCCAAAAGUAAAGUUGAUAAUAAAAAUAUUGCUGACAGGUUUGAAUUAUAUGUUGGCGGAUUAGAAUUUGCGAAUGGAUAUAGUGAGUUAAAUGACCCUAUCGAGCAAAAAAAAAGGUUUGAGGAACAAACUAAACAAAAAGAGUUAGGGAAUGAAGAAAUUGCUAGUUUUGAUAAAGAAUUUUUGGAAGCCUUGGAAUAUGGGAUGCCACCUGCUGGAGGAUUAGGAAUUGGCAUUGAUAGAUUAGUAAUGUUAUUUACCGGUCAAAGUAGUAUUAAAGAAGUAAUUGCUUUUCCACAGUUGAAAAGUAAAGAAAAAGAGUAA